CAUAUCACGAUGAUUUACAUGAUAUUCAUUUGGCACGUAAAAUACAUAAAGGUUUACGUCCAAGCAUUCCAAAACAUGUACCAAAGUUAGUUGCUGAUUUGAUCAAUAGAUGUUGGAAUGAUCAGCCAGAAGAAAGACCAACUUCUGAAAAAAUAUGCGACACCAUAAGCAAUUGGAAUAAUGAAAUCAAAAAUAAUGAAGUAACUGAGUUCGUUGUGCAAAUAAGAGAGGCUGAUAAAAUGAUUAAAAAUAACAUGAUUCUGAUAAACAGUCAAAAUAUUUAG
Messenger RNA from Racocetra fulgida, 284 nucleotides. Lineage: Eukaryota; Fungi; Glomeromycota; Glomeromycetes; Diversisporales; Gigasporaceae. The record is from the annotation of a GenBank genome assembly.